UGAAUAGCUGAUCAGCGCACGAAAGCAAUGAAAGGGAGCCUUAGCCAUGAGUUGGAGACUGGCCUCCCCGCAGCCGAGGUGUGGGAGGUCUAUGGGGGCCUCCUUGUCGGCCAGUUGGUUCCUCAAUUGCUUCCUCACAUGCUCUCAAAGGUCGAGCUUGUUGAAGGAGAUGGUGGCAUCGGCACGGUCUUGCUCCUCACCUUUCCUCCUGGAAUUCGUGGUUUCGAAUAUCAGAAGGAAAAGUUCAUCAAGAUUGACAAUGAGAACUUUGUCAAGGAGGUUUUAGUAGUAGAGGGAGGUUUCCUGGAAUGUGGGUUUCAGAAAUAUUUGGUAAGGAUUGAGAUCAUAGGGAAUGCGGAUAAGACUUCUGUGAUAAGAUCAACCAUCGAGUACGAAGUAGGCGAUGAGCACGCUGCAGGAAGCGAAUCCUUUGUCAGCACCAGCAUUUUAGCUUGUGUUGCUGAGGCCAUCACAAAGUAUAUCAAGGCCAAUCCGAGCGCCGAGCAACCAGCUCCCAACCAAGCUUCAUAAGAACAAAUUAAGCAUUCCACCAGAUCAAUGUAUGAAAUAGUUAAGUUCGAGAGACUUCCUUUGUAAUUUGUUAAUCAAUUACUGCUUACGUUUCUUGUAUGACAAUUGUCCCAAUUUGCUGCCAUGUUCAUAAGUCGA
This is a messenger RNA of Brachypodium distachyon (stiff brome), 669 nucleotides long. Its product is annotated as S-norcoclaurine synthase. Gene Ontology annotation, biological process: abscisic acid-activated signaling pathway; defense response. NCBI's taxonomy places the organism in Eukaryota, Viridiplantae, Streptophyta, Magnoliopsida, Poales, Poaceae. Gene Ontology annotation, cellular component: nucleus; cytoplasm. The transcript is spliced from 2 exons. The record is from RefSeq and is a predicted model, not a curated record. Gene Ontology annotation, molecular function: signaling receptor activity; protein phosphatase inhibitor activity; abscisic acid binding. The coding region runs from base 28 to 531 and encodes 167 amino acids.